AGCAAGCGUUGCUUUCGUGCUAUGCGACCGAGUGACGGACGGAAUGGACUCUUUCGGCCCCAAAGAAUCACAGUUCCUACAGGGUUCCAUUAUACUCCUCACGUACAUAUGCAUCUAGCUUCCUUCUCUCUCCUCAAAUUAGCUUCUUAUUCUCCUUGCCGAGUUGCCGACUGUGUGUUCCCUUUGCUCUUUGCUUGUUGUGCCUGGCCAUUUUUCGUUCUUGCUGUAUCUUCCCUCUUUUUCUUCAUUGCUCUACACUUUACGAGUGUAGGGCAACACUGCCAUCACUGGCAACCUUUACGGUAUCUUACAACAAGUAGUGUGGUAUCCGACGUCAGGUUAUCAAUCUUAACCAUCAAGGUACGUAUGUGUGGAGUUGUUUUAUAUCCAGUCCAAGUCCCCUGAAAGAUCAUGGCAUGACAGGAUCCACUGAUUUUCGUGGACAAAACGUGGGGAGAGCCCCGCGGGAAAUAAGGUUUGGCCUCCACCCACGAUCUACAGAUCCUUCCCUGACUGGCAUGAUCAUAACCAUGGUUCAAGUCAACGGGGAUAUCUAAGCAUUCAAGAACCAUGAUCUUACUUCCUUUCCCCAGGAGAAAGACAGAGCACAUAUCAUCUCUCCCAUCUUCGGCAGUGACAAUGGCUGAUAACCGUCUCAAGAAACGGCCCGCACGGCGCUUACUGAGCACCAAAGAUGACAAGAUCUCAACCACCAGGGCAGGCGGCCCCAAUCACCAAUGAGCAGGAGCACAAUAUCAACCGUUCCUCUACAUCAGGAGAAGCAGAACGGCUUUCUCUACAAAGACAGAAAUCGAUAGAACAAGCCAUCGACGAGGGUCACGACGCCGACAUCCCAUCCGACAUCGGUUACGUACUUGACGAGCAAGGCGAGAAGCGGCGCAAAGAGGCCAUACGCCGCAACUCUCUCGCCCGGGCACGAAGUCAUGCCAGCCAUACCAGCCAUCAUCAUCACCAUGAUGAUCACGACAUAGAAAAGGAGGCGGCAGCCGGCAAAGAAGCUUCCUCCUCCCACGAUGAUCCGCAGGAAGACUCAUCGGGCGCCGUUACUUCCUCCUCGUCGGAAGAGGACGAAGCCAACAUCAUCUGGUGGUCCGAAAACGACCCCGAAAACCCCUACAACUGGCCCCGCUGGCAAAAAAUCCUCAACGUCGGGCUCAUCAGCGCGCAAACCUUUAUCGCGCCCUUGGCCUCCUCCAUCUUUGCCCCCGGUGUCCCCUCGGUGAUGAAGGAGUUUCACAACUCCUCUCCGGAACUGGCCUCGUUCGUGGUAUCGGUGUACAUCCUGGGCUUCGCGGCUGGGCCCUUGGUGAUUGCCCCGUUGAGCGAGAUCUAUGGAAGGCUGGUUGUUUAUCAUGGCUGCAACGUGUGUUUUAUUGCUAUGUUGAUCGCGUGCGCUGAGGUGCCGAGUCUCAAUGCGCUCAUCGCGUUCCGGUUUUUGUCGGGCAUCUUCGGUAGUUGCCCGGUGACUAAUGGCGGGGGCACCAUCUCGGACAUGAUCACGCAGGAGAAGCGGGCGACAGCGAUGGCGCUGAUGACCAUGGGGGUGUUGCUGGGGCCCAUCAUCGCGCCGAUUAUUGGGGGCGUCAUCAGCGACUCGGACCUAGGCUGGCGCUGGGUGUUUUGGAUCCUGACGAUCGUGGCGGGCGUGGUGGCGCUGUGCAUGGUCGUUUUUGGCAAGGAGUCGUACGCGCCGGUGCUGCUGCAAAGGAGGGUCGACAGGCUGCGCAAGGAGACGGGUAAUGACAUGUUGAGGAGUAAGCUGGAUAUCGGAUUGAGCCCGAAGGAUUACUUCAAGCGCAGCAUUGUGAGGCCGCUGAAGAUGCUGGUGUUUAGCCCGAUCUGCAUCAUCUUUGCCAUCUAUAUCGCCAUCGUCUAUGGGUACAUGUACCUCAUGUUUACCACGAUUUCGAGGGUGUUUACCAACCCGGAGACUUAUAAUUUCGGUAUGUAACAGGCAGGCAGGCAUGCCUCCCGCGUCAUUUGUCGCGAUUGCUAAUAACGCGUGAACAAAACAGGCACCAGGAUCGUCGGCCUGGUCUUCCUUGGCAUGGGCGUUGGCUCACUCCUUGGCCUCGUUUUCUUUAGUGUCGCCAGCAACCGCAUCAUGAAGGCCAAAGCCGGCCCCGACGGCAACGGAACAUGCACCCCCGAGGAUCGGCUCACGGUGCUCCCCAUCGGUGCCAUACUCCUACCCGCUGGCUUCUUCAUCUAUGGCUGGACGGCCCAGUACCAUGUCCACUGGAUCGUACCGAUUUUGAGCCACGUUCUGAUCGGGUUCGGCAAUAUCGUGAUAUUCAUGGCCAUCAGCAUGGUGAGCUUCUUGCCUGUUUUGGUCGAGGAAAACCCAAGGACGGGACUGAUUGAUAUCUUGAUAGGCCUUGAUUGAUACGUUCACCAUCUACGCUGCGUCUGCUCUGGCUGCUAACACAGUAGCGAGAAGUGUCUUUGGAGCUGUCCUCCCCAUCUUCGGCUUGCGAAUGUACGACACGCUUGGGCUAGGAUGGGGAAACAGUCUGCUGGCGUUCAUCGCCGUGGCAUUGAUCCCGGUGCCGUUUUUGCUGAUCCGAUAUGGUGAGUUGCUGCGAACGAGAUAUGAGAUUAAGAACCUCUAGGCGGAGUAGGUAGUUGAGCAUAGGGUUGAUGGCGACUCGUCGUGAUCGUAAACGUGUGUCUUUGGACUACAUGUUCAGACGACUGUUUCAGUGUUGAUGUUUAUAUCACAG
This is a messenger RNA of Neurospora crassa OR74A, 2744 nucleotides long. Its product is annotated as membrane transporter. Gene Ontology annotation, biological process: transmembrane transport. Gene Ontology annotation, molecular function: transmembrane transporter activity. The coding region runs from base 695 to 1972 and encodes 425 amino acids. Lineage: Eukaryota; Fungi; Ascomycota; Sordariomycetes; Sordariales; Sordariaceae. The record is from RefSeq and is a predicted model, not a curated record. The transcript has 2 exons.